AUGCUUACUAAAAUCGUAGCAGAUCCCGGUCGCCUCGGCGACGCCGCACACCUUAUCGACACGGAGAUCAUAUACCAAAUCCAAAUCCAAGGCCACGGAUCAAACUACACUAGCAAGAAGACUAGUGUUCCUGACCAAAGUGACUGUCUCCUAAAAGGCAUAUGCAUGGAAAGCGGAAACAUUCCCGCUUACCUACCCACGCCCAUGCCGCCUGUCUGCUCAAUUUGCCAACCUCGAGCCCACCGACACGGUCCCGGGCUGCUGCUGCCAAGACAUGUGAUCGAGGAACUACAAGGUGAUGGAAAUAGGGCCGUGGCCAUGACCGACUGGCCAUCCGUGAUCGGUGAUACCACAGGUCGCGUUGAGUACCAGCUGAGUUACCUUAAAGUCUUGGACGACAUAGUAUACACUAGUGAGGGUACCGUAUGUUUGAGUACAGAGGUACGUAUCUACUACCAGGUUCAGUCUUUUGAGCCAAGGUAA
This is a messenger RNA of Neurospora tetrasperma FGSC 2508, 483 nucleotides long. RefSeq lists its product as uncharacterized. The record is from RefSeq and is a predicted model, not a curated record. The transcript is spliced from 6 exons. NCBI's taxonomy places the organism in Eukaryota, Fungi, Ascomycota, Sordariomycetes, Sordariales, Sordariaceae. The coding region runs from base 1 to 483 and encodes 160 amino acids.